AUGGAUUCCGAACAACCAUAUAAAGAUUAUCUUUUGUUGAAACCAAAGGAGGCAAGUGUUUUAGAACUAGGUUGUUUCUUGUGUUCAUCAAACACAAGAAAUAGAAGAUUCAUUGAUUGCUCCGAAGGACUUGAAGUUAGAGAGUUUGGACAAAGAUGGCUUCUUUUCAUUUCUGUUGUUGCACAAAAGGUUCUUGAUGCCUCGGAACCCUUGUUGAAAAUGGUAGGAGACAUGUUGGAGUUGUGGCUCAAUCGUAUAGCAAGUAAUGGAGGAUUCAUUGGGCUCUUCUUCAACAUUCUUAGAGGAGAGAUGAUAACGCUGGAAAAGUCGUCACCGGAGUUCUUAUCGGUGGUGGGACACCUUGACCCCAGAGUUGAUUUAGACAAAAAUAUUCAUCAAAAUGAUUUAAAGUACAAAGGAUUACUAUGUAUCAUGGCUUCAAAAUUUGCUUAUGAGAAUGAACAAUUUAUUAGCACCAUGGUUACAAAUCAUUGGGGUAUGGAACUUUUGGGUCAAUACAACUUUUGGAACGAUUACCAAAAGCACGAGUCCACAAAAGCAAUGAUAAUUAGAGAUACAAAAUCUGAACCCAACUUGAUUCUGGUUGCAUUUAGAGGUACAGUUCCAUUUGAUGCUGAGCAAUGGAGAACAGACAUAGAUAUCUCAUGGUUUGACAUACCCAACGUGGGCAAGAUACAUGGUGGGUUCAUGAAAGCAUUGGGCCUUAUAAAGAACCGUGGAUGGCCCAAAGAAAUAGAUGAAAGAGACGCACAUCGUUAUGCUUACUACACGAUUAGAGAGGAGCUUAGAGCAAUAUUGAGAGAAAAUGAAGAUGCAAAAUUCAUAUUGACAGGGCAUAGUUUGGGAGGAGCAUUGGCUAUUUUGUUUAUUGCUGUGCUUAUAAUCCAUGAGGAAGAAUGGUUGUUAGAAAAGUUAGAAGGUGUUUAUACAUUUGGGCAACCAAGAGUAGGAGACCAGAAGUUUGGGGAGUUUAUGAAAAGCAAGAUGAAAAUAUAUGAUGUCAAGUGUUUUAGAUAUGUUUACUGUAAUGAUUUGGUUCCUAGGGUCCCUUAUGAUGAUCAAUCCCUCUUCUUUAAGCACUUCAGUCCUUGCCUCUAUUACAAUAGCUUGUACCAAGGGAAGAUUCUAGAGGAGGAACCAAAUAAGAAUUAUUACUCUCUGUUAUGGGUGAUACCCAAGAUGUUGAAUGCAGGUUGGGAGGUGAUUAGAGGUUUCCUACUACCUUUUGUUGUAGGUAAAGACUAUAAACAGAAUUGGUUCAUGGUGAUGUUCAGGCUUGUUGGAUUGGCAUUCCCAGGAGUACCAGCUCAUUUCCCUACUGAUUAUGUCACUGCUAUCCGUUUGGGAUCGUUCAACGAACAUCUAGAGCUUCAAGAUUUCAAAGAUGACUAA
Molecule: messenger RNA, 1413 nt
Organism: Vicia faba (fava bean)
Lineage: Eukaryota; Viridiplantae; Streptophyta; Magnoliopsida; Fabales; Fabaceae
Source: the annotation of a GenBank genome assembly